Molecule: messenger RNA, 3016 nt
Organism: Labeo rohita (rohu)
Lineage: Eukaryota; Metazoa; Chordata; Actinopteri; Cypriniformes; Cyprinidae
Product: guanylate-binding protein 1
Exons: 10
Coding region: 167-2113 (648 amino acids)
Molecular function (GO): GTP binding; GTPase activity
Source: RefSeq, a predicted model, not a curated record
CAGGGACGUCCCCUGACUCACUCUCGACCAAUCAGCAUUAAGAGUCUGGACCUAAAGGUGUGUCCAAGAAAUAUGGGAAGAAUAUCAGGAAGCUACAACAUGUACACAACUCACAUUGAAGUUUGACUGAAAUUAACUACAGCAAAAAGCUCCAUCUCCAGUGGCCAUGGAUAAACCAGUAUGCUUGAUUGACACGGCGUCCGACGGGAAGCUGUUUGUCCAGCAGUCAGCGUUGCAGGUUCUGGAGCAGAUCCAGCAGCCAGUGGUGGUGGUGGCCGUGGUGGGUCUCUACCGCACCGGGAAGUCCUACCUGAUGAAUCGACUGGCAGGGAAACAAACAGGGUUUGCACUGGGCAGCACAAUUGAGUCCAAGACGAAGGGCAUCUGGAUGUGGUGUGUACCUCACCCCACUAAAACAGGAACCACUCUGGUGCUGCUGGACACCGAGGGACUUGGGGACGUGGACAAGGGGGACUCAAAGCAUGAUACCAAGAUCUUUUCACUGUCUGUCCUUCUGAGUAGCACUCUAGUGCUGAACAGCCAAGGGACGAUCGACAACAGAGCUAUUGAGGAACUGCAAUAUGUCACAGAGUUAACCGAGUACAUCAAGAUCAAAUCAUCUGAUGAGGAUGAAGAGGACUCAGAGUUUGUUAAGUUCUUCCCCAGUUUCAUCUGGGCAGUGAGGGACUUCACUCUAGAACAAAAAAUAAAUGGCAAAUACGUGACCGAGGACCAAUACUUGGAAUUUGCCUUAAAGCUGAAACCAGGCUCUUCAAGAACAGUCAACGAGUUCAACCUUCCACGGCAAUGUAUCCGAAAUUAUUUCCCAUCCCGGAAGUGUUUUACUUUUCCUUUCCCAACCGCCCCAGAGAAUGUGUCUCGUCUGGAAAGUCUGGAUCCUUCUGACCUUUCCCCAGAUUUCCAGGAGGUCACAGAACGUUUCUGCAAGUUUGUCUGUGACAAGAGCGAAGUAAAGAAGCUAAAGGAUGGAUACACAGUCACUGGCAGAGUCCUGGGUCACUUUGCGAAGACAUAUGUAGACACGAUUGCCAGCGGUAAAGUUCCAUUUCUGGAGAAUGCUGUGAUCGCCUUGGCAAUGAUUGAGAAUGAGGCUGCGGUGAAGGAGGGGCUUGAGGUGUACCAGAGUGGAAUGGAGAAGCUGAAGAACUCCUUCCCUCUGGAACUGAAGGACGUAUCAUCAGAACAUCAGUGUCUCAGCAGGACUGCAACAGAGGUCUUAAUGAAGCGUUCCUUUAAGGACAGCGAGGGGACAUACCUGAAAUCUCUAGAGGAAGGCAUUAACAAACUCUUUGAUGGAUACUUAUGUCAAAAUGAGGAGGCUUCAAAGAAAAGAUGUGAGAAUAUUCUGUCAUCCCUCUCUGAAACAAUGACAGAGAAGCUCAAGAAGGGAUUCUAUGCCAAACCUGGUGGUUAUGAUCUCUUCUCCCAGGACCUUGAAGAUAUUGUGAAGAAAUAUAAAAUCCAAGCCAAUAAAGGAGUCAAGGCAGAAGACACACUUGAAGAGUUUCUGAAGCAGAAGUCGGUGGAGUCUAAUGCAAUUCUGCAGACUGACAAUAAACUGACGGAGAAGGAGAAAAAAAUAAUGGAGGAAAGAGAGAAGGCCAUUCUCCUGGCUCAAGAAAUAAAUACCAAGGAAGAGAAGCAGCGACAACUAGAAGAGAAGAUGGAAGCAGAGAGAAGGGGUAAUGAAGAGACGAUGAUACAGAUGAAGAAAAAGAUGGAUGAGGAGAUGAGGCAUCAGAGAGAAGAGGCCCAACGUGCCACAGACAGCAAACUAAGGGAACAGGCUGCUUUGUUGGAGAAGGGCUUUCAGGAGAAGGCUGACAGGAUGUCAAAAGAGAUUGAGGACUUCAGGAGGAAGAAUAAAAAUGCAGAGAAGGAAAAUGACAAACUGUUUAAAAAGAUGAUAACAAACAUGAACAAAAGACACACUGAGACCAUGAAUCUGAUGAAGAGGCAACACAGUGAGCAGAUGGAGUUAAUUAGGAGCAUGCCAAAGCCUUCGUCUGAUUAUUUCCCCGGUCUAGUCUUACGUCUGCUAGUUGCUGGUAUCAGCAGCCUAACCGGUUGCCCUGUUAAAGCACCCAUCUAGCCUUGUUGAAGCUAGCUGUCUGGCAGACACUUUCAGCCACAGAAAUGUACAUGUUAAAUUAAUGUACUAGUGAUGGAGGCUGCCAAUCAGAGUUCCAUAUCCCCAUCGUCGGGAGCAAGUGGACUUCAGUGUCUUCCCCAAGGUUCCUUCAGCACAUGGACUAGAGAAACCAUGAUUCUGAACCUUUUGAUUCCAGGGGUGCUUCUUAUUUUUUAAAUUGUGCAUCCUAAUUUCCUUUCCUUUCUUCUUUCCUUGUGUCCUAACUAGGACAUAAGAAAAGAAUACAAGGAAAGAAAAUCUUGCCUCAUAAUGCUGUUAUUAGACAACUGAUAUAUUCUUCAUCAUAACAGAGUUUGUGUGGUGUAUGGGUAACAGGCUUCAAUACGGUGAAGCAAGGAAAUGAGGAAGCAUCAGAAGGACCUCAAGUCUAUUUGUUUACCCCAUGUCUCCAUUCAAACCCUUCCAAUCAGCUAAUGGACGGCCACCAAUUUUUCAAAUGGAAAGUUUUGUAGUCCUGUAAUUACUAAUUAGUCCUGUUUACUUUUUGAUCAAAAUAUUUACUUUUCUGUUUUAUAAAGCCACAUGGCAGUGAUUUUAUCUUCAGUGUGUCGAGACAUUUUACACAAAAUAAAAAUUUCAAUUACAGAAGGUUUAAGUAAGUUUUUUUUUUCAAGGAAAGUUAACAAGUUACAGAAUUGUCAUUGCUACAGAAAAAUCUAUUAAAUUUGGUCAUCGAUUGAAAGGGGUGGUUUAUUUUUUUUCCUAAUCUGAUCAAGAUCGCAUGUAAACACCUGAUCAGAUUAAAAACCUAAACUAAAAGGACUGCGCAUGUGCAUUGCCAUAGAAAUAGUGUAAUGGCGUAUGAUGCACAGAAUGAGCUGUUCUUACCGUUGAAUAAAGUGU